This is a messenger RNA of Acanthoscelides obtectus, 306 nucleotides long. The record is from the annotation of a GenBank genome assembly. NCBI's taxonomy places the organism in Eukaryota, Metazoa, Arthropoda, Insecta, Coleoptera, Chrysomelidae.
AUGCCCAUGCCUUUGGUGGUAGUCAUACUGCCCAAGAUAAAAAAAUCUCAGCAGCUGUUCAACGAACAUGAGCUGCUAGGUUUGGCUAUCCGAAGUCGUUCAAAAGAACUCAAGACUCAUCGAGCAGUGUCACCGCUGCCAAAAAUAUGGGCACCACCUAAGUGUCUAAAAUGCAUUGUUGAGGUACAGAAGCAUCCAUCAAUAAUUUCCGUAUUCAGUUUUGCACUGUCAAAACCAGACUCGGCAGUACAAUAGGAAGAAAAGGGUUUUUGUAUAGAAUAUGUGAAUGUGAAAACUAUUGGGGGA